GAACACACUCUACAGAAUCCCAACUCCUCCCAGUACAAGAGGCUAAUGGAGAAACUCUUCUCUCAAGAGAACUCAAAACUUUUUGAAAUGUCUUUCUUCUCCGAGCAUUCAAGCCUUGACCUGGAUAAGGUCAAUAAAUCCUCCUUCAGUCCUACAUAUUUCCUAUUACAGCAGUUUGUGUGGAAUGUGACUGAAUCAGUAUUCAAUAAACACUGUGGUUUGUGUGUUAAUGUUCCUUUUCUUGAGCCAAUGACUGAGUCCUUGGUUGGACUGGAGGGAACAGUCCAGCUGCUGGAAUCAACAGGAAAAAUAAUAACAUUACCACAGCAUCACUGGUUGUCAUUUUCUCGUUAUGUUUUGCAACACGAUAUCACUUACCUCAAGAGAUAUGAAUUAUUCAAAGGUUAUCAGUUGUCACGGCUACCAGGGACACACCCAAAGGAAAGACGUCAAUUUAUAUUUGACAUUGUGUCCCCACCCACUGCCACACCUACUAUUACGCCCACUCACUCAGCAAGAAGUAAUAAGUUAAUUUAUGAAUGCGAAUUGAUAUCCAUUGUAACAGAAAUACUGUCAGAUUUACAAAUUAAUCAAGUGUAUAUUAGAAUCAACCACACCUCACUCAUUAAUAAAAUAUUAAACUAUUGUUCAGUUCCUCAGGAGCAGCAGCUAAUUAUUAUUAAUUAUCUUUUUAAAUUAUCCAGACACGCUGACAUUGAAUGGGAUUUUAAGACUAAACUGAAUCUCCAGCUGUCCCCAUUAGCAGUGAGUUUAUGCAGUGUAGCUAGAAAAAAUGGUGGAGUAAAAUUUUGGUGAAU
Molecule: messenger RNA, 818 nt
Organism: Amphimedon queenslandica
Lineage: Eukaryota; Metazoa; Porifera; Demospongiae; Haplosclerida; Niphatidae
Product: eIF-2-alpha kinase GCN2-like
Exons: 8
Coding region: 46-816 (256 amino acids)
Biological process (GO): histidyl-tRNA aminoacylation; mitochondrial translation
Cellular component (GO): cytosol; mitochondrion
Molecular function (GO): histidine-tRNA ligase activity; RNA binding
Source: RefSeq, a predicted model, not a curated record